ACGCGGAAGACAGAGGGGCCGAAGACGAUCCACGUCAUAGAGGUGAAAUCUGGCGUCAGUGCGACAUAAGCUGCUACCUCAGUGCCAAAUUCACGCAGGGCUGUUUUUAUUUAUGUUGAGAGCCAGCAUAACACAAGGUGACGAGCCGGUGAGCUUUGUGUGCACAGACAGAGCGGCCUCGCCGGGAACCCGCUGAAGUGCCCCACUGCCUCAACGUCUAGAUGGGUGACUCAGGCUCACGUCGAUCCACACUCGUCUCUCGCCUGCCAAUCUUCCGCCGCAGCAGCAAUAAGAGGCAGGACUCUCUCCCAUCCUCUCCAUCUUCAGGUGGUGUGGGGAAUGGCGUACACACCUCCUCACCCUCCAGCACCAACUCCAGCUCUGGCAGUACUGGCAAACGCAGGAGCUUAUUCCGCACUCCAUCCCUUGGUUUUUCUGCUAAACGGAACAGUGUUCCACGUGUCCAGCCUAUUAACCUCAACCUUACACCUCCACUGACGCAGAGCACAGACACCAAUGGAAACAACCAGCAAACAGUAACAUCAGCAUCAUCAGCUGCGUUCAGUGAGGGCAGUGGACGUUCCAAGACACGACACGCAUUUGGAUUUGGCAGCCACAGGCAAAAGAAGAUUACACGCUCUCAGACUGAAGAUUUUGAAAAGGCUUCCUCUUCGUCCUCGACAGCCAAUCGAAAUGUGUUUAUCAACUGCAUCAGUAGCUCAGGGGCCAAUGAAGGUGAUGACUCUGGCUUUCUUGAUGACUACAGCAGGGGCAGUUAUAACAACAAACGGGCUUCACGCCAGAAGAAGCAGUUGUUGCCCAAAUCGUUCUCUGCUCAUCACCGCUUUUCCCGAACAUCUGAUCACCACAGACCUCCAGAAGUGAAUUUGGAAACCCCAUCUUCCACCACAGUUGCUCCACCUGCAGAAGGAAUCACCCCCGGGUCAUGGCCAGGGGAGCUGCUUGUUGCCGGUGGAGAAAGCUCACUGCAGUCCCCUAUGAUAUCAGAGGAUCGAACCACAGCCAUCACCCCUUCAGAGUUCAACCCCAUCACAGAGGACUCUGUGUCUGAGGUGGACGCUGUACCAGCUCCCAGUCCGGUAUGUGGUUUAACACCUGGACCUGCUCCUGUCCCUGAAUCAACUUCUGACACAGCUCCCUCAGACCCUGGACCUGGUCCAGAGAACUUCAGUGCAGCUGUUUCUACGUCCCAGGUUUUCUUCACUGCCGCUCCAUCUAGUGCUGACAAAGUCUUACUCCCUGACACCAGCACAGCCAACAACACAGAUUAUGAGACCGCUAUUUCUGUCUCUGAGCCCGAGACAGCUAUACCCUGCCUACCUCUGCAAGAGCAAUCGCUGGAGGAAAGGAAGGAGAGGGAGGAGGAGAGAAGGGAAGCGAAGGAAGAGGUGUCUGCAGAGACGAGGACAGAUUUGGUGGAAGAGAAUAAUGCGGGUUACCACACCGACACCACCAGUGAGAGCGAAGCACGUGUGGUACGCAGUGAAGGGUGUUACUCUAACCCUGAGCAUGCAGAUAGGAAGACGAGGAACACGCUUUCUUUUCAUGAGGGAGGAAGAGGAAACUGCUGCGGCUGCCACGAACCCAGAUCGACUUACUUUCGGAAACCACACGCAGCUUCUUUGUGUAGCAGCGCAAGCCCCUACCAUGAGGUGAUGCGCCUAGAAAGACGUUUGCGGUCCUCAUCUGAGGGGGCUGGUGGGCCUCGAAUCCAUGGAAACCAAAGAGAUGGUGCAGGAAUGGAGGGAUGCGGUCUGCUCAAACACAGGAACAACUCAUCAUCAUCCAAAAUGGGAAGCCUGGAUGUCCUAAACAACCUGGGCUCCUCAGAAUUGGAUGAAGAUGAUCUUAUGUUAGAUCUGGACCUCUCUGAUGAUCAGCGACAUCGACAUGUGUCCAGAGAAGACUCCAGCCAGUCUCUGACUUCCUGUCUCAACCUGCUCCCAUCCCCUGUGGAUCCACCGGGAGAUCGUGUCCUGGGAAAAGACAGCAGCCAGAGGGACUCCAGGCGUCCAAGCUGCCUGCUGCCUGCUGAGUGGAGCUCAGGGCUAGCUUUGGGUAAAGAAGAUGAGCCCGUAACUCCAGGGAAGGACAUCCUUCCGCUAAGGCUGAUGCAACAGGACUGUAUUGCUGUCAAAACCCUGCUUUUAAGACUCAGACGAACGCUACAGGAGAGCACAGAGACAAGCCCUGCCAGCAGCCUUCAAUCUUUACCCUUAAGCCCUUGCAGUGAAAAGUCCCUCCCUCUUAAGGAUUCAGGCAGAGAGGAGGCCUUACUACAGCAGCUGAGAGAGAAAGAUGAUCUGAUCCUCAAACUUCAGACAGAACUGGAGAGUGCCAAAGCUGCCGUCAAGAUAAAAGACUGUCAAAUGACUGACCGCACAACACAGACGGAACACAUGGGGCCAGAGGCCAAUCAUCCUGGCCGGUGGUCAGGCGUCGGCAACAACAACCUGGUUCUAAGGGACCGAAGGGUAGUGCAGGGUAUGGGAGCAGUGCACGGAGGGGACCUCUCUAACCAACACCACCAUCAUCCACCUCUCCAUAUCCGACCUUCUGCUUCAGAGCGACACACUGCCAAGGAGGAGCGCCACUGCCAGGGUUCUUUGACACAGUCUUCAGUGCUUCCUCUGAAUCCAAUUCUGGGUCCUGGCUCCUCCACCCUGUCCUCUGCCACUUUUGUGUCAACUCAGACCUCUCCAACAACUCCAGGCCCAUUCCAUGUUUCAACACCUGCUAACCAAGCUGCAAUUCCCUCCCGUUCCCACAAGCAGCCAGAGGGGGUGACCUCCUCCUCUGAGUCCUUAACUCCAGGAGGAGGAGGAGCAGGUCUUUCAAGUGGGGUGAGGAGAGCAGUGGGAGGUGAGCACCUUCCCCCUAGCCAUAUUCCCCGUGCAGUAGGGGCAGGUGAAGCCACCACCUCCUCUAGCCUGCAGAGCCUCAUCAGCAGAGGAAGCUUGUCCGACCGAGCCUCGCCUCCACCUCUUACUGCUUCCUUAACGUCCUCUUCCUCAUCUUCUUCCUCCACAUUUACGGGUCGUUUAGGACAACCACCUCGAGGCCCCCUGUCCCUGCACAGCUACAGCCGCAAAAACGUCUUCCUCCAACAUUCGCUACAUACUGCCGAACUGCAAGCGCUGACGCAGAGGGACAGUUGAGGACGUUUUCACACGCCACCGACCGUAAGCAGCCAUAUCUUUGAGUCUGCUGAUGACUUUGUGUUAGAACAGCUGCAACUUACUUAUUACAUUUCACUUUUCCAGUUCCGCCAAACCAUCAAAUGCGCACAUUUGUCUUUGUAAAAUCAGACGAACCCUUUACUCAAAUUUGUCAUAGUCAUAGAUUCACUCUCAUAAACACACACAUCAGAGUUCUCACCCAUCUGUCAGAACUCCCACAUUCUCACAUGCUAACAGUUUAGAUGUACUUAACGCCCACAAAUGCACAAAGUGCACAAACACUCACAACAUCACAUCUGUGCACAUACGCAGAUCAAGGCUCAGAGUCUGUCUCACACAAACAUGCCAUCAUCUGUAACAUCUCUACUUAAGAAUCUACACAAACCACAUGACAGUACAAUGUGUUGUACUUGUGUGUGAGAGAAGUAUGUUAAAAUGUAAUUAUUUUUUAUGAAUUGAUUACUUUAUUGUAGGUUUAUCAGUGAUAUAUGCGCAGCUUAAGGAAAUGCUUGUAAAAUUAUAGCACACACACACACUCACUUUGCCAAAUUCAAAGUCAUAUUGACUCAUUUCACUUAAAGGUGAAAAUCCAAGAGACAUUGAAGCUGAAUAGCUUUUCACUGCAUGCUUUUUAAAAAUUGAAAGAAAUACAGGUAGACAUUUUGUACCACAUGAAAACUGAGGUUGGGUGAGUUUUAAAGUUUUAAAUAAUAUUAUUAGUAUUUCCCAGUGAGAAAGAAAUCAAACCUGACCUUGCUGUUGGCAUGAUGCUUGGAAUAGAGAAGAAAAAUGUGUUGUUAUGCUCACAUAAAUUAUUAAUUUAUACUAUUCAAGUCUUGAUAGUGGAGCAUUGUUAGUGGAAAGACAGUGUGGCAAAAUCACCCAGCUUCAUUUAAAGCUGAGGUAUGGCCCCUGUAACAUGCAGUGAAUGAAUACAUCAAUAAAUGAAUGAGUCCAUCCCUUCCAAUAUGUUCAUGCAACAACUCAAAAACAGUAAAUACUGUAUUCUUGUAUGGCUUCAAGUUAAAAGGACAUAUAAUGAGGAUAUGCUGAUUAAAUAUUUCAACUUUGAUUGAACAGCUCACUCCAA
Messenger RNA from Thalassophryne amazonica, 4290 nucleotides. RefSeq names its product coiled-coil serine-rich protein 1 (gene ccser1). NCBI's taxonomy places the organism in Eukaryota, Metazoa, Chordata, Actinopteri, Batrachoidiformes, Batrachoididae. The transcript is spliced from 11 exons. Bases 222 to 3179 code for a protein of 985 amino acids. The record is from RefSeq and is a predicted model, not a curated record.